CUAUUCGGCAAACGACGCCGGAGAAGUGCGUCACAUCGCGAAUCCGCGUGCUGCUCGUUUCGAAUUUCUUUCGAUCCACGGAAAGGUGAUAUUUGGUGCUGCGUUAAAGUCCGCACGUGCUAUUCGAUUUUGAAUGCGACUGCUCAGAUUUUACGAUCUGUGAAUUGAAAAAUUCACACGAUUCAUCACUAUUGUGAUAAUCGGGAUUCGAAAAUUGUUCGAUUUGUCGAUCGAAUGAAUCAAACGGUGUUUUAGCACCGAUGCUGAAACUAUGCCACACGACGGUCAUUAACUGUUCAAAUUUUCAUCGCGAACUCGAUUACAACAAUCGCACAACGCGCGAAAUUGUGCGUUACUCAAAAGUUAUAAGAAAACACGAGAAUUGCGCUAAACAAUGAUAUGGUUUCUAUAAAUUAAAGGCCGCAAUUGUAAUACGUACAUUCGACCAUUCGUGCGGUCAUCGAGUGGAUUUCGGCGAUCAAACUAAAAUGUUCAUCUCGAAAUGAUAAAACCGCCCCGAAUUAAUUAGCGGCCAGGCAUAAAAUUCAUGGAUUUCAACUCGUAGAGGAUCGUGUGAAUUGCAUAGGCAUUAUAUGUAGAUGGUUGUUGGUGAAAAUUUAUACAGUCCAUGUGAAACGUGAAUUCGAAACGAUAUGAAUGAACAUCGUUAAUCGAAUUUAAGAGCGAAUCGAUUCCAAUUAAUUGGAAGACCGUAACCAAAUGUGCUAAACUUUCAGCACUGUAACUUCAACAUAUGACUACCCUCGGAAAAAUAAAUUCGUGAUUUUUGAGUUGAAAGUGUAAUUAAUACCGGCAUAAAAUUAAAUCCAUGAAGAUGUCAUCAUCGGUGAAAUUAUUCAACCCUCAGAAUCAUUGACGAAGAGGUUCAGACAGACACUCGAUUGGUGUGGAGUGAAGAAUCGGUGUUGUUUUUUCAACGCCAUGUAUUAGAAAAUAUCAGACGACAAUUAUCGUACAAGUGCGACUUGAAGAAGUACCACCAGCUAUGAUGUGUGAUAAAUUUUUGAGUGAACCCAACCGAGUGUAAUUCAGUGACUCGAAGUUUGGCGAAUCCCGAAAAAUUUCCACCGACCAUUGAUCGCGAGGUUGACAUCAACGCACGAAGACCGCAGGAUAUAUUCGCAGAUGAUUGUGUUGGAAAUUCAGUGCAACCACAUUUUUCUCGAACCCGAGGAAUUCAAAAUUGCCUUCGGAGACGGCGGAGUGCGACGAAGGACAUCCCGAGUUUUUUGAUUAGAUAGAGCGGGAGAAACGAAGAGGGAAAAAGUACAGGAAGUCUCAACGAGACUCUCUUACGUGGGAGUUAAGGAAGCUCGAAGUGUGGGGGGUGAAGAGAAAAAUUCGUUGCCUCGAGCGAAAACCUCUUUUAGGGUUGAGGAAAAUAUAAGCAAAUUACCGGCUCGCGGCCGCCCAUACUAAUCACCUUUCUAUCCCACCCUCCUCUGCAAGGCUAUCCAAGCGGUGAUGAAAUUGGCCGUAUGAAAGGACCUCCGUCCCUCCAAGCAACCUGCGCGAAUACAGAUUAACGCGCUGCGAAAGAAAAAAACAAAAAUUCGUAAGUACGAAACAAAUAAGAAAAAAUAUGUAUGCAUACUGUGGGAAAUAUUCAUAAUUCCACCGCCAUUCUGGUUCUACAACUCCUCCCAAAGGAGACGUCAACAAGACUGCUUGUACCACCGCUGCUGCUCGCUACGAUUCUGAGUCUAGUAAAAAAUACUCGCGAAGUAGCCCCAGGAGUGAAACCAUCCCGCAGCUGUCGUGGAGGUAGAAACAGAUCGUAAAGAUAGCGACGCCGUAAUAACUGGAGAAUAUAUACGCACCAUCUUCCGUGAUCAAAAUGAAGUAUAGGCAGUUUUACGAAAUAGAACUGCGCCGUCUUUGAUUGGAAAUCGAUGAGACUUUCGGAAGUAAAGGAAACUAAUAAUAAUAAUCUGAAUAAUAAUAGGGGAGAUCGUCAAAGUCGACGGAGGGAAUGUUACUUUUCGUAUUUGAUGUGACCAAUAAUGGCACCGUUCUCCAUAUCUGUGCGGGAGGAUAUUUUUGGUAAGAAUUUUAGGUUGAGAAUAGCUGGAUUUAUGAUAAUAGUGUCACGAGGUCACAGCGGAACGCCUAGAGAUUAGAGUUCUCCCGCGAUAAAUGCCAGACAUUAAAGAAGAGAGAAAUAUCUCUAUCAGUCGGCGGACGGAGGAAGAGUCUCUGCAGCGACAAAUGUAACAGCGGGAGGGUGGAAAAAUGGAAAAGGAUACUGGCCGCCAUUACAGGGCGUACGAGGGGUUUAAGGCCGCUAAUAACGGAAACACGUCGUCGUUAAAAAGAGGAGCUGAACUUCCGCAGUCUGAACAGAGGCCAAUAAAAUGCCUCUGCUUCGGCGGAGUCCCGGACAAGGCGAGCCACCAUUCCUUCUUAAAAGGCUUCAUGAUAAACUUGGGAAUAUGUGCGCUAUUGGUCGCGUACACUCUCUUGGGCGGUUUUAUAUUUCUCGCCAUAGAAGGUGGCACCGAAAACUUGCAUCAACGAACAUUGGCGACAACCAUUGCCAACAAUAAUCAACCCAUGAGACGAAACACCACGGCGUGGCUGAAGCAGGUCAGUCACGAAGCUCGUUCCAGGACGGUAGAGAAUAUCUGGGACUUUACAGUAGAGUUGAAUAUUCUCUAUCGCGAGAACUGGACUCGUUUGGCGGCUCAAGAGAUCGCGAGGUUCCAGGAUCAGUUGAUGAAAAGGAUAACCGAAUUGGAAAUGAUCGUCACACAGAAUGCCGGUUCCAUCACCCCUGCACAAAAACACGAUGGUGUCACCGAACGGAGGGUUCCCGACUAUGAAUGGAAUUUCGCAAAAGCAUUCUUCUACUCCCUUACCGUACUCACAACAAUCGGUUACGGAAGCAUCGCUCCCAGGUCAACUUGGGGAAAGGCUGCGACCAUGGGGUACGCCACAUUGGGAAUUCCCCUGACCCUCGUCUAUCUCUCGAGUGCUGGGGGACUUCUGUCCAGAUGUGCGCGAGGCGUUUUCACCAGAGCUCUUUGCUGUUGCCUCUGUUCGAAUUGCGGAUACUGCUGUUACGACGAAAGAAGAAUGCAGGAAAAAGAGAGACGCAUGAGAAAGAAACGACAGCAAGAAGAACUGGCCCAACAACAGCAACAACUCCAACUGCAAGAACCGUUUUACGUCAGAGCAAACGCUUCGGCUCUCUCGAACGCAGUUGAGGUGAAGACAAGCCCUAAAGACGAAGUGUCCAGUCUUGGCUCAGGGGAUCGGCCGAAUGUCACCAUACUAGCCCCGAUCAGCAUCUGCCUCGGUGCCAUGCUCUGUUACAUCAUAGCUGGAGCCUUCGCUUUACAUAAUCUCGAGGAAUGGGCCUUCAUAGACGCUUGUUACUUCUGCUUUAUGAGCCUCAGCACAAUCGGCUUCGGAAAUAUGGUUCCAGGUUCCUACCCUCGCUACAUUCUUAACGAUUCCCGUAACGUAACGGUGUGGUUUUGCUCCUGUUAUAUAAUGUCAGGAAUGGCGUUAACAGCUAUGUGCUUUAACAUUCUCCACGACGAGAUCGUGCAUCGACUGAAUCAUCACAUCGAGAAACAGGAACCUGUUAAAGUAACUCAGAGUGUUGACGAACUGGUCACCGAUCCCUUCUCCUUGACCUCGUGACAAUUUCCGGCUAGUACACUUUGUCACAGAAACGUCACCGAAGAGACACUGUGCGGCGACACCCCGACUAGCAUAUUCACUCAUGAAAAUGACAUUAACAUUUUGAAGGACUCGUACAACCAGGUCGACGUAACUAGGGAUUGUCAGCCAGGUUUGAAACUCGAAGAACAAUUGCUUCCGAUUUCUGCGGUCUACACUCUUCCGGAAGUCGACGAGGAAGCCGAAGAAAACACGGAGAUGUAAACCAUUAAAACGUGUGACGAUUAAGUCUUCGGAUAUUCUUUCGGUCAUCUCCGGCUCUGCGUAUCUAAAUUUCAGUGCCGUGUUGAAACUGUCCAGUUUUUAAGACAUCAUUUGUAAAACGGCUCAAAAACUGUGGCAACGUACGAAUGUUUUUUGUGGCUCACUUGCAUCUAUUUCAUUUUCCGCCCUCACCUCCUACCGUUCACAUUCAUGAUAUUUACAAUAAACGCACAUUUAAAUAUCUACUGAACCAUUCACUAAAAUUUGUAGCCGGUGUGUCCAUCCCACGAAUCGCGCUAAAAGCCAAUCACAUUUAUUUCCCAUGAAACAUCAAACGUUAUGAAGUAUGCUGACACUUAUCCUAGUUUCAUUUUGCCGACGACUAUGAAUGCGUUUAUUACAAAGUAACGAAUCCAUUUCGCAAAUGAUGAAAUCCACGUGUCAGGGUUUCGCAAUAUAUUAUCCGAUAAUCGAACUGAUUCUCUUCCAAUUUUCUAGUAUUAACUGUACACGUGCACGCGCUGAUUGUGUACGUAAAAUAAAAAAAUUUUACGGUAUCGGAAAUGGCAAAUCUUCCACGAGAUUUUCAAUGAUUUUUCCCAACAUGUCAUGGUCUUGUCGAGCAAGGUAAUAUCGCCGCAGUUGAUUCAGUUUGGAUCCGUAGAGACAUAUGUCGUGAUUGUGAAAUAAAACCGUCCAAUUACUGCGACUUCGGAAAAUACGUAAGCGGAAAUUGCUGACAGACGUCAAAUCACGACACGAGACUUUAUUCGCAUUCGUCGGUUAUUUCUCAGUAUUUUCUUAUUCAAUGUUACUUCCCGUCGUCGUUCAAUUCUUUGAAUCGAUGUUCAGAUUUCAACGGAAUACAGGUUGUAUAUUCAUGCCUCUCAAAUACAGCGUAGUACAGCUCCAUUAAAUCUUGUGCCCAAAACAAAAAAAACGUCUAAUAACCUACAGCAAUUGUAUAUGAAUAAAUAAUAAUAAUUAUGGCAUAAUUGACGGGAUAAGAAGAAUUUCGCGUUUAGAAGGACUAUCCACGUUAUUGAAUAUUCGUAUGUUCGAAUUAAUGUAUGGUAACAAAUGAUAGGAUAAAAAUCAAACAUAUAUAUAGUUAUCAAAUAAUAGAGGCAGCGUAUGGAUUUUAUUUCUUAACAUAUCAUAAAUUAAGACACGAUAGUGUAACCGUUAAUUGUAUGUACAUAUACGUGGUAAGAUUGCAAAAGUGAUGUGCACGCGAGAAAAUGAAAAAAAAAAAACCAGAAACAAACUGACAAUCGAUAAUUGACGUUCAACGUGCCACUGCGAUUAAUGAAGUGACUAUGCUAAGAUAAAUUUGUAAAUAUUGUACAUAAACGAGAACAUUUAUGUAUGUGAGAGCGAAUGAAAUUGGACUGGGAAAGAACUGUGCGUAGAUAAAGCACGCGGAGUGCAUUACAUGUAAAAUUAACCUUUUCUACAUUUCGUCGAUAGGUUGAAAACUUAAUAGAAUUUAAAAAUAUUCGUACACUGAAUUCUGGUUGAUGAAUUUGUCACGAGUUAAAGAAUUCUCAUAUUGCUAAUCUGCACGAUUCACGUCCAAUUGCAGAUCGACAUAAUUGUAACGUCACAAAUCAAUUCCACAAAUUUGGCACACUGCGCCACCGUGCAAUGAACUGACCGUUUUGAGUGGCUUGUAAUCUUCAAUUAUCUACAAAGUAAAUAUAUCACCGAUGUUUUUAAUAAAUCAAAUCCAUUUAACAAUUGAAAAAAAAAAAAAUCAAUUCAAACCCCCAGCUCGAUGAAAAAUUAAAUGAAGUUUCUAUUAUAGCGUAGACAAAACUUGAAACUCUUUCCUUUUUUUUCUAUGUCACAAUUUUAAGAAUCCUACAAUGCAUCAACGCUGUUCGUCGUAAAUUCACUGUUAAAAAUAUAAUUUGAAAACAAGUUCGUGGGAUUGAUUUUUUUUAUUCGCAUCUAAAACGCCUUCCUUUAUCUAUCAGCACGAUCACAUAUCGCGUAAUUGCGGCCAUGGUUCUCAAGCAAUUUUAAAACUUACCUAUUCCCUCUCGCCUAUCAAAACCACAAUUGGUUCAGGUAAAAAACUUCAAUUGUCAACGCAAUUACGAAAGUGUCCGAAGAGUCAGAUUCGAUGCCAUGUCGUGGGUUAGACGGAAGCAUUUUUAAUGUUCUCACAGGAAAGACGAAUAAGUUCUUUGAAAAAUUUGUGGCCUCCUGAUAAUUUCAUGGAAAUUUCUGUGUAGCUGAUUGCGAUUAAUUUUCAUUAAUCAUUACAUAACAGAUACUUUCUCAAGAUUCUGGUUUCUCAUUACUUUAUUCUCCCCAGGGAAAUAUGAGAACUUGUAUAAGACCUUGCGGUCAGUUGCAAAACUUCCGUCGCCAAUUUCAGGGCGAAAAUUCCAAUAAAACUCCAUCCCCAAGGGGGUUAUUCUUCUUCAUACUUAAGACGAGAACUCUGCGUCUUUGUAAUAAUCAGAAUAAGAAUAUUAAUAAUAAUCAUAAUAAUGUAGAGAAUUGUCGACUAUAUUGUUUACCCCCCGAUUUUCCGCCUCGCAACAAUACGGGCGUUGUACCAACGGAAUCCCGAACACACCGAUAUCUGUCUCCACGCUACACCUAUGCAACAUACAUAUGUGUACGUUAUCCUUUCACCUACAUUGAAACAACAAAUCAAUAUAACGAGGGAAUUGUCUGAAUUGUUGUUGGUGAAUACGGCGCGCGUAACGACGAAGCUCGUAAAAAUAAUAUCCGUGUCACCCACCUUUGACAACCGGCAUCAAAUUCAAUGAUUGUUCAACCAGCGCUCUCGUUGGAAUUCCUCCAAAAAUCCAUGCGAAGAACUUUCUGGAAUUUUAUUGUGGACCGACUGUUAUUACUAUUCUUAUUCGACAUCAACGCGUUAUACUCGGGGAUCCAGUUGUCACCACCAUCGAGACGACGUACUUCCCGACUCACAAUCAGAUAUUACAAAGAUCACCGGGCAUUUUUUUUUUUUCUCCUGUGUAAUAAUAUUAACCCCUGUAGGACGCGAAUUUCGUUCAAAUAUUUGACAAUGUAGAUCCAGCCCAAUAUAUCAACACAUUUUUGUCGAUUUGUAUGGAAGCUUUAAACCUCAAAAUGCCAGCCCGUUAAGGGUUCAGUGAGAGCUGAAAAAGGAACGCGUAUAAACAACAAAAUGAGGGGAUAACAUAAGGACCUACUUCAAAAGUGAACGUAGUUCGAGGAAUGAAAAUUAUGUUGAUCAAGUGGCACGUUCUCCAAAGGUUCAAUAUUUAAAAUUGUUUUCAUUCCUGAGGGUUGAAUUUCCCAGAAGUGUGUAGAGUUUCUGUCAGAAGGGCUAAUUAUUUGUAAAUUCGAACAAUCAAUAAUACAUAACUCCUAGACGAAGUCGAAUCUUAUCAGGUCAGUUAAUCCGUGCGGAUGAAAUUUUCGAGUCGUUCGGUGUGUUCGAUUUGUCAGUUUUUCAACGAUAUAAUUACGUAUCCCCUCUCCGUGAGAGAUAAAUUAUCAAUUUUAUCAGGUUAAUUAUAGAAUCCUCCGAUUCGAUGAUGGAAUUACGUGCUAUUGGCGUGUCCGAAUUUCUACCGGUAUUCGGAAUUUAUCACCCUCGUGCGAUCACCAGCGUAUACAAUCAAAGGUCCAUCGAACGUAUAAUAUAAAUAGCAUAUUGAUUGAAACUUUAGUCACGUAAUUACCUUCACCGUGUGGAUCGGAUGAAAUAGCUCCGAGUGUCAAAUAUCGCGAUGCACAUGGUUUUAUAGUUAACGAGAGAUUCGCGCCAUUAAUGGGCUCGUAUAAUACACCCAUCAAAUAUUCAUACUCUAUCGAAAGCGCUAAAGUCAGUCUAUUACGUGCUUUGUGAAAAUUUCUAUCACGCCUUUGAAUAAUCAUCAUUGCAUAUCCAUUAACCGCACAGUUUUAUCCUAGAAUAUCCAAAAACUUUGUUCUAUCAACUUUACCUUUCCCCCUUCAAAUUAUUUCAUCAGGCGACGAUAAGUUUUGAUCGGAUUGGCACGAACUCGAUUGAUCAAUUAAGCUACUGAGAUCGUUGAGAUCGCAAAAUGUAAAAGUGACUGAAUUCAGGGGAAAUUUCUUUUCGUUUUUCUGCUGAACGACGAUUUUAUAAUCGAUGGAAAAAUAAAUCUCACAUUCUUCCCUAUUCGAAUUCCAUCUAUCGAAUGUCGUACAGCGUGUUGUAACCGAUGAAUUUCAGAUGAAAUUAAUUUGAGACGUUAAUUGUUGAGAAGCAACGACCGGUGAAAACCGCUUUUCAUCCACGAUAAAAAAAAAGGAGAAAAAAAAAACCGAACAAAACAAGAAUAAUAAAAUAACACCCAGUUGAAAUCUUUAUCGACACUGAACAUGUAAUAAUAACGAUGCAUAAAAAAUUUGCGAUACGACCGGCGAUGUUAUAACGUCUUGAUGUUAUAUCGUUGAUGAGUAUUAUACGGAAAUGUCGCCACGAUAGAAUCAUAUCGUAAAAUUAAAUGGCCCGUAGGGACAUUUAACUCCGAAUACUUACCUAGUUCCGGAAGGUUGAACGUAUAAAACUUCUUUUCACCGUUCUAUAUCAUUCUGAAAAAAACAAUUUCGAAAAAGUAAGAAAGAAAAAGACAGAAAUGGAAAAAAUUAUAGCGGUAAAAAAUGAUUAAUAUAAAAUAGAAACAUAAGGCGUUUGAAAUUUAUGGGCCUGUGAUGAAAAUUAUUCAACGGUCUGUAAAUCAAUUGUAUAUAUAUUUAAUAGAUAUUAAUUCUUAUGGCUGCCAUUGAUAAUGAUCGUAUAAAAAUCGGUCCAAUCAAUAUGUAACGAUGAUUAAUUUAUAAGUAUAAGUAAUUGAAGGUUCGAUUUGCUGAGUGAAAAAUAUGAGGAAGAAGGUCCCCGAAAGAAAAUAUGAACUUACUGCGCGCGUGUGCUAGGGUGUGCUGAAUCGCGGAGAUUCGUGGGGCUAUGAAUAAAGAUAAACUGAUCAGUAGUAGUACGAAUUGCGUGUAAUAAUUGUGUCAUAAUAAAUUACAGAUAAG
This is a messenger RNA of Athalia rosae (coleseed sawfly), 8931 nucleotides long. Its product is annotated as TWiK family of potassium channels protein 18-like. Gene Ontology annotation, biological process: potassium ion transmembrane transport; stabilization of membrane potential. NCBI's taxonomy places the organism in Eukaryota, Metazoa, Arthropoda, Insecta, Hymenoptera, Athaliidae. The transcript is spliced from 8 exons. The record is from RefSeq and is a predicted model, not a curated record. Gene Ontology annotation, cellular component: membrane. Bases 2254 to 3669 code for a protein of 471 amino acids. Gene Ontology annotation, molecular function: potassium ion leak channel activity.